Messenger RNA from Lucilia cuprina (Australian sheep blowfly), 1616 nucleotides. RefSeq names its product tRNA pseudouridine synthase A (gene Pus1). Gene Ontology annotation, cellular component: nucleus. The transcript is spliced from 4 exons. Gene Ontology annotation, molecular function: pseudouridine synthase activity; RNA binding. Bases 121 to 1473 code for a protein of 450 amino acids. Gene Ontology annotation, biological process: mRNA pseudouridine synthesis; tRNA pseudouridine synthesis. The record is from RefSeq and is a predicted model, not a curated record. Lineage: Eukaryota; Metazoa; Arthropoda; Insecta; Diptera; Calliphoridae.
UCAAUCAAAACAAUCAGAAAAAACACAGUGGUCCUGAAAUUUAUAAAAUAUUCCACACAUCCACGUGUGUAAUUAUAUUUAUUUAUUUAAAAUUUAAUUUAAAAUAAGUAGCACAAAGUUAUGUUAGUUGUAAGCAGAAUUCUAACAAAUUUAAAGGCAGAACGCCUAAAAACAAUUUGUACAUUAACAAAUUCAACCAACAACUUUAAAUCCCCAGACGUAGUUUUUAACAUUUGCAAACGUUACAAAGGUUUUGCAGCAGCUAUGACCGAAGCUUUAGAAAAACUAGAACAUCAACAAGAGUUGAGAAAACAAGAAAAGGAAGAAGCUAUUGAAUCUACCAAAGAAAUGAAAAAGUUGAAACGAAAUCUUAAACGACGCAAAUGGGUCGACUGGAAAACGGAAGAUGAGGAAAAGGGUGAUGUUAAGAGAGCUCCCUUCAAUCCAGCCGAUCGAAUUAAACGCAAAAAGACUGCCAUUUUAUUGGGUUAUUCUGGGGCAAAUUAUUUUGGUAUGCAACGUAAUCCGGGCAUGCAGACCAUAGAGGAAGAAUUGUUUAAGGCAAUGCUUAAGCAUAAAUGGGUAACUGAGGAAAUGUUUGAACAGGCUCAAUUGGCUUGUUUUCAACGUGCAGCCCGUACUGAUAAAGGAGUAUCGGCUGCUAGACAAGUGUGUUCAAUAAAAUUGCCUGAAGAACUAGAUGUGAAUGCUUUGAAUGCUGAUCUACCCGAUCAAAUUCGACUAUUUGCCACAGAACGUGUCACGAAAGGUUUUAAUGCCAAAGAUCAAUGUAAUGCCCGUACUUAUACGUACACAAUGCCUAGUAUAGCAUUUUCCGAUUGCAAUGAAAAGGCGGAGUUAGAAAGUUAUCGUCUUUCAGAGGAAAGACUGAAAAAGGCCCAAGAAGUAUUGCAAAUGUUUGAAGGUACCAAAAACUUUCAUAAUUUUACUAGCAGAAAAAACUUUUUAGAUCCCUCAGCCAAACGUUAUAUAAUGUCGUUUACUUGCUCGGAACCAUUUAUGAGUCCUCAAGGUGUGGAAUUUGUUACGGUGAAAGUGAAGGGUCAAAGUUUUAUGCUGCAUCAAAUACGUAAAAUGGUAGGUCUUACUAUAGCUAUAGUUCGUGGCCACACAGAUUGCAGCUCUUUAGAAAGAGCUUUAACUGAAGAGCGUUUGGAUUUGCCCAUGGCCCCUGGCUUGGGUUUGGUAUUAGACACUGUGCACUAUGAACGUUACAAUGAUCGUUAUGGUCAGGAUGGCAUACACAAUCCUUUGACUUGGGAGAAACAAGAACCCGAAAUAAAAGAGUUUAUCGAGAAGAAAAUCUUUAAUAACAUUUAUCGCACAGAAUGUGAGCAGAAACCUUUGCUCGAGUGGCUAGAAACUUUACCUCUACACUCUUACGACACCAGAAAGGAAGAUAACAUUCCACCUGGCGAUGAAAAGGCCAAUAAAGAUGACGAUGACGAAUAGUGAGCAUUUCUCAUAUUGAAAACAAAUUUUAUCAUUUAUAGAUUAAGAUAUUCCAUAAUAUUUUUGCAUACUUUAGUUAUAAAAAAGUAGUAAAAUAAAAACAACUGGUUGGCGGAAAUAUGUUCCACAGCAUAAUAUUGAAA